This is a messenger RNA of Quercus lobata, 954 nucleotides long. RefSeq lists its product as uncharacterized. The record is from RefSeq and is a predicted model, not a curated record. The coding region runs from base 1 to 954 and encodes 317 amino acids. NCBI's taxonomy places the organism in Eukaryota, Viridiplantae, Streptophyta, Magnoliopsida, Fagales, Fagaceae. The transcript has 2 exons.
AUGGAUCAGGUGAUGAACUCCCUCAAUUUCUCUUUCAAUUUCGUUGUAGAUGCCAAAAGAUUAGCCAGAGGCCUUUGUUUAAUGUGGAAAGCUGGUUCUGCAGUUAAGCUUGUUGAUUUUAAUAAAGAUUUGAUUGCUGUAAAUAUUUCGGAUACUGCUUGUGCAUGGAAUUUAGUGGGCUUUUAUAGCCCCCUUUAUGCAGUCAAGAAAAGGAAGGCAUGGGAAAAUCUGGCUGCCUUCUUUCGAUGCCCGUGGCUUUGUUUGGGUGACUUCAACUACACCUUCAAUGAUGAUGAAUCAAAUGGAUGCAAGAAAGGGAGACACUCCUUCAACAACUUCCUCCAAGAGCUCAUGUUUAAUACAAGCACCAUAGAUUUAGGUUUUUCUAGUAAUCAGUACACAUGGGCCAAAGGAAAAUGGGGGCAAUGCGGCUAUAAAGAAGAGGCUGAACAGAGCUAUCUGCCAUUUCAUUUUGAAGUGGCAUGGAUUAGAGACCCAGGGUGUUAUGAUAUAAUUAACAAUGCUUGGAACCAAGACUCCUUUGGCACUGAUUUCACAAGGCUCUGUCAGAAGCAGGAAGCCACGAGAAGGGCUCUUCGCACAUGGAAUAGGAAGGUGUUUGGCCACUGCCAGGAUAGAAUUAGCACGCUUCUUAGCAAAAUCAAAGAAAUCCAAAUUAAAGAGGGCUCUGAUCACAAUGAAAUAGUGGAAGCUAGUCUCCAAGCAAAAUUGGCAGAAUGGACCAGGAGUGAGGUUUUGUGGUGGCAAAAAUCAAGGGAAUUGUGGCUUCAAUAUGGUGAGAGGAACACUAAGUUUUUCCACCUUUCCACAAUCAUCCAAAGAUGUAGGAACAGUAUAGAUAACAUCAAAAAUAAUAAUGGGGACUGGAUCUCAUAUGCCAAGCUUAUUAGGAAGUAUUUCCAUGAUGAGUUCAAAGAGCUGUUGACGGAAUAA